Molecule: messenger RNA, 8426 nt
Organism: Nasonia vitripennis (jewel wasp)
Lineage: Eukaryota; Metazoa; Arthropoda; Insecta; Hymenoptera; Pteromalidae
Gene: fab1
Product: 1-phosphatidylinositol 3-phosphate 5-kinase
Exons: 21
Coding region: 1111-7284 (2057 amino acids)
Biological process (GO): intracellular signal transduction; phosphatidylinositol metabolic process
Molecular function (GO): ATP binding; metal ion binding; 1-phosphatidylinositol-3-phosphate 5-kinase activity
Source: RefSeq, a predicted model, not a curated record
AGUCCGCGGAAAAUCGCGAGUCUCGGGCUAUAGGCUUGAGUAAACGUCUAUAACGUGUGAAAAGCUGGUCUUUCCGUGUUUGUCUACUGCGGGACUGUGCUUUUUAAAGUACAUACCAUUAUGGAGUCUUAAGUCCUCGGGGUUUGUGUGAUGAUAAUCGAUGCGACGUCGUCGUCGUGUGUAUGACAUAAUGCGACGAGACACGUUAGGUCGUAAUGGAAUAUGCGACGAGGGAUGAAUCGAUCGGACGAUUUGAGAUAUUAAAUUCUGUUGCGGAUUGUCGUCUUAAGAGGAAAAGUCAUAUCGAGCUUAUUUAUUUAUUUUUUAAUGUUUGAGUAAACUCAAUUAAAAUAUAGAGUUUAGACAGCAUAAUAAGUUCAUUUGCUAUAUUGCAUUAUUUACUUAUAACUACUAACAUUCAAUAAAAAUGUUUCUGGCCUUGAAUAAAGUCGAUUCACAGUAAGACUUUAAUGAAUAAGUACGUAUAUUAAAUAUACAAAAAUAGACGUCAGGCAUAGCUUUUAUCAUUCUUUAACUUUAUUUUUAUUUUAAUCCGUUUAAACUCCGUCACGUCGUAUAGUCCCGAAUUUUGGAUUCCGCAAUAUCGCGGUGUGAUGAACUGUAAUUGUCGGUAUCACGUGACUCCAGGCUCGUAUAGGUAUACAAAUUCGACAGUACCGUAACUAAGGGAUCUGGGCCCCCUGGAUUGUAUUUUUUAACUCUAACAGAUCCAAACAACAACAAAGCCUCUUUCUUUAAGUCCCCCGAUUUUAGUAUAGUUACUGCCCUUUCGAGUCAAUGACCUUAAAACUCAAAAUAAGGAAGAAAAAAAAUCCCCGCGCGACCAGCCUAUAUGAUACACAUAACACACCUAUAUAGGCGUCGAUCAGCUGACGAGAGGCUCGAACGCGACUAUUGUUAUUACGCGAUCGCGACGCGAAGUUUUCGCGUUCUCCACCUCCGAGAGGCUGCAGAGCAGCAAUUGUUCUCGUGUCAGGCACGAUGCUGAUCGGUCUCAUCAUGACGGACAACUCCAAGAGAUAACAGAGGUCCUGCUGCAGCGCGAGAAGAGGAUAACACAACAGUAUAGAGGCGGCAACUCUCGGCAAGAUGAACAAGAACAUGAACUCACCGUCGAAACUCACGGAGUUCGCUCCGUUGAGCCCAGAGGAGAGCCAGCCCGUCGUCGCCUCAAUUUUCUCCAAGAUCUUCGGAUUUGCCAAGAGUUCAACUCCAAGUGUUACGGCUGCAACAUCUCCAAAUAAUGAUGAACAAAGUUCAUCUGGAGAUUCUGAAUCAUGGAAACAGCCUGGAAGUACAGAAAAAUCUCCCUCAGAAGAUACCAGCAGUCUGAUGAGUUUCUCAGUUGAUACAACGGAGGGUCGAAGCUUACCAAAUGUCUUGAAACGCAUUAGCAAUAUUGUGGCUUUGAAAAGCAAUAACCUUCAAUCAUACAAAGACUCCCAACUCAGAAGUUAUUGGAUGCCUGACAGUGUAAGCAAACAAUGUUACGAAUGUGGAGAGAGGUUUACUACAUUCAGGAGAAGACAUCACUGUCGGGUGUGUGGCCAAAUUUUUUGUUCAAAAUGCUGUUGUGACGAAAUUCCAGGAAAAAUCAUGGGCUGUACUGGUGAUCUGAGGGUUUGUACAUACUGCUGCAAAGUUGUUUUGUCCUACCUACAAUCUUCUGAUAUGAGGAGUGAUCUUUCUGCAGAUUUAAGAGCCUUGCAAGAGGAUUUAGAAGAAAAAUAUGGUACCAAUUCACCACCAACCUCAAAUAAAUGUACCAAUGAAAGUACAGAAAAUGAGACUCUUGUCAGAAGAAAACUCAGUGUUGGUUAUAUGGAAGAGAAAUACGCGACUGGCAGAUCGUCACACAACUAUUUAACUUCGCAAGAACGCGCUUUGGCAUUGCAAAAUUCAACAUCCCUUAGGAUGAUUUAUGAAGAGUUGUUUCGCUCCAAUCAAGCGAUCAUUCUGCAGACGCAUAGGAUCCGAUUAAAUCGUUAUUACAAUUGUUUUAUAGGAAAUGAACUAGUAAAUUGGAUGAUUGCUCAGAAUAGAGCAGCUACGCGAAUACAAGCAACUGCAAUAGGGCAAGCUUUGUUUGAAGCUGGUUUUAUUGAACCUGUCUUAAUGGAUAAUGCUUUUAGCGAUUCAGCUGCAUUAUUUAAACCUGCCAAACUUUCGCGAGUACAAAGUAAAGACUUCUUAGUUGAUAAUCAAACUUCUUGUGAUGCUCAGGAACCAGCAUGGGUGAAAAAUAUUCCUCAACAUGAUUCGACUACGGAUUCCGAGAGUGAGAGUAGGCAGCCACCUCAAGUACAAGGGCGAAUGCCUUCAUCUAGUUCCAGUUUUUACUUAGAUUUAAAUUUAGAAGCUUCAACAGUUACCUUAAAGAGGCCGACCUCAGAAGAUAUAAUAUCGACUACAGCAGACUGUAACGAUGGGAUAGUCGAGCAGAAGGAAGUGAAUUUCCAGACUCGGGAGAAUAAAGUACCUGAGGACCUUCUCAAUGAUAAACUGUUAGUCCAGGAUAUUAAAAAACAAGAAGGAUGGCACCAAGUGGCGAACUUGAAUAAUGCUUUCAACGAAUCCACCGUUUACAAUUGUCUAACUUCCGCAUACAAACAACACGAAGAUUCUCUCCUUCGACAGCUACUUAACAAAGAAGGUCUGUCGCAAAACUGGUCCGAAGUAGUUCUCGAAAUAGCCCAUCAGAUAAUCGACCGCGUGAGGCCCGAUCUGCAUCACGACGCCGACGACAUGGACAUCCGGCAAUACGUGCAAAUUAAGAAAUCUCCUGGUGGCAGUAAGAAUGACUGCGAAAUCGUCUCCGGAGUUGUGUGCAGCAAAAAUGUUGCUCACAAAGGAAUGAACGCUAUGAUAGCGAAUCCAAAGAUUCUUUUGCUGCGUUGUGGUCUCAUGUAUCAGCGAGUUGAGGGGAGGUUGCUUAGCUUAGAACCUGUGAUGCUACAGGAAAAUGAAUAUCUAGGGCACACAGUAGCUAGAAUUAACUCCCUAGGCCCAGACAUAGUCUUAGUGCAUCGGUCUGUGUCAAGAUUAGCACAAGACCGACUGCGUGAAUGCGGCAUAACUCUUGUAUUGAAUGUGAAACUUAGCAUCCUUGAAAGGCUAGCAAGGUGCACCGGUGCUAACAUUGUCGACACAAUCGACGCUCAUAUCUCCGCUAGAUAUAGACUUGGAACGUGUAAAAAGUUUUAUUUAAGGAAUUUCCCGAGUGAAAAAACUGGCGUGAAGACGUUGAUGUAUUUCGAAGGUUGUGCGAACCCACACCUCGGUGCUACGAUACUGCUACGCGGUGGCUCGCAGAACGAGCUGCGCAAAGUGAAAAACGUAGCGUCGAUGAUGAUCUUUGCUGCAUACUCCUGCCGGCUGGAAAAAUCCUUCUUGAUGGACGAGUUUGCGAGGCCACCUUCUCCCAAAGACAACUCCUUCUUGGAUGAAUCUUCGCGUAACGCUUCGCCUAGCAAAACCAAAGAAUCUAUUGGCAGCCAAAACCAAGAAGGUGAAGAUAGCAUUUUAGAGAAACCAAAAAAAUCAUCAGAGGACACUAGUGGUGUCAUUUCCGGAGAAGAGCAGAACUUUGACAAUCAUUUGCCGAUGCACAAAAGCACACUUGUAAAGAGUGAUAGUAAUGAUAGGAAACAGAGUAUUGAGAAUAUCAGCGAUAGUGAGAACUUCAAUCAAGUAUCCGCUUUAUUGAUGAACGCUACCAGUUCUUAUGACACUUUGAAGCUAUUCAAGACAAAGUCGAAAUCUAGCUCUGAUGAAUCGAAAAUCGGCGAAAAGACAAGUUUAACUGAAGUUCAAUCGGCGCUACUUGAAACGAGCUCGCAAAACGAUACAUCAGGUAUCGGUACCACAUCGGACCACGACAGCACCUUGGAACUCUUCGGCAAGAGCUCAUCAGGUGAAGCAGCAGCAUCUGACGAGACCCGGACAAGCAAGUCUAAGGAAAUCAAGCCAGACCCAGAAAAACGCGUUCACGGCGAGUCGGUUAGUGACAAGAGCGACCCGCUGCACCAAUACAUGAAUGAAGACGAAGACGAGGUGUUCGACCAAGUUAGUCCUAACGGACAAUGCCUCAGUGUGGCUGACCUGCCGCUGCUGAAUAAAUUCAAGAAGGCACUCGAGGGGACGAUCCUCAGCGUCUCGCCGUACCUCAAGUUUUCCAUUCCAUAUUUGGAGACCGAGCCUGGAAGAAACUGUGUAUUGAGGAGCUUCUUUCCUAAGGAGUUGUAUUAUUCGGCAUACUUUUCGGAUAAGAUGGAAGUGAUAUUCCCAUCAGGCGCAAAAUUGACCAGCUUGAUGGCGGAAUCGUCGAGCUCCGAGAAACCCAUGAAGAAGAUCAAAUUCGAACCGGAGCAUCCAUUUAUCAAGGCAAAGCUAACGGCGGGAGCUGACAGUCGUGAAGUCCAGACGAUGCUUGCACAUUUCCGAGCCUGCGGUAGUCGUCUCCACCCGGUCAACGAUGUAUCUGUGCAAAAGAAGCAAUCGUCAGCUCCGACGCAAAACGAGUCGAUGGACCAGCAGAUUGUGUGGCCGGAUUGUCUUGAUCCUGCAAGUCACCAAAGAUUAUCGGUGCUAUUUUGUAGUUUUCUUCAUAACAACAAUACAAAUAAUGCACCCGCCUUCUGUGUAAACCCGUGGGUGGUAAACAUGGACCUGUAUGGUAGGAAUGACAUAGCACUCGGCCGCUUUCUGGAACGCUACUGUCUAACCACCGAGUACAAGUGUCCAGCUCAAAGUUGUAGAGCUCAGAUAUCUCAGCACGUGAGGAGAUUCGUACAUGACGGUGGAUGCGUCCACAUAAGCUUGUGCGAAAUGAGCGCCGACCCGUUUACUAAUCCAGGUCAAGAAAGUUCAAAGCAGAUAUUCAUGUGGAGCAAGUGUACUAAGUGCAAGAGUGUCUCGCCGGUCGUUCCAAUUUCUGACGACACUUGGUCCCUAUCCUUUGCCAAGUACCUAGAGCUUCGCUUUCAUGGCAACGUCUACACUCGCCGAGGAGCGGAGAAUUGUCAACAUUCCCUUCACCAUGACCACCAGCAGUAUUUUUCUAAGCGCAAUAUGUUAACGAUUAUGCGCUACAGUAAGAUUUCGCAGUGGGAGAUUUCACUACCGCCACCACUUAUCGAUGUCAUCUACGACUCGCGAAUACACGCGAGUGUUAUCGAAGAAAUAAAGUCUUUGGCGCUCAAAGGUGACGAGGUAUUUUGUAAUGUCAAGGACAAGAUCAGUGGGUUGCAAUUGGAUGAAGCGAUGCUUGCUAAUAUGAAAAUUCAGUUGGGGAAAGAUCAGUUAUACUUUAAGAAUAAGAUCGAGGAGUUGCAGUUAAAGCUUACUUCGCCUACUUUGGAAAACAAAAAGUCACAAGGCAAGAAUUCGGAAAAACAAGUACAGAGUUUGAUGUAUCGCAUCGAAGAUGGCAUCGUGAUAGUUAAACGUCUGAUCUCCGAUGCAGUCUUGAAUUGGAAUGCUAAAAUUGCAGAGGCGACUGCGUCGGCCAAACGUCAACAAUAUGAACGCCAAACAAAUAAGAGAACUACAGUUGAGCGCAGUAGUAUCACGGCAACUAACAGUGUUAGCGGUAGUAGUGGUACAGGGGCUGUCGAAAGCAACGAUGGAUACAUAACAGAGGACACAGCAUCAGAAUCACAACUGGAGGACCUUAGUCCAAUGUCGGCGGACUACAAUGCUGUUGAUGCUAUCACUGCGAUACAGGCAAACUUGAUGUCUUUUGACCCGGUUGAAAGCUCGGAUGGAGAACUACCUGAUCCUCCCACUGUGAUUACGAAUCCUGAAGAAAUCGUCGUCAUUCAAGGUUCUCCUAAAACACAUCAAAGAUCCUUUUCCGACACAAUACCUCCUACUGCGGAAGACGCGCCAGACAAGAAGAAGAAAAAGAAAACAAUACUAUCGCAGCUCUUACCGUCGACAUCCACAACCAAUACAAUACCAAAUCCUCUGGGACCCCUCGAACAUCAUUUACUACCUCUUGGGUCAGUAGUGCCGAUCGUCGUAUACGAAUCGGAGCCCUCAUCGAUCAUAGCUUACGCUCUGGAUUCGCACGACUAUAAGCACGCGCUGCAGGAGCAGCUGCGAGGUACCAAGGGCCCGGAAUUAAAUCCAAGUCCGCUCUAUAGAAGGAAAUUGCCAGAGAACAAGGAGAACGUUUCGGAGAUAAAUCAAUCUGGUGAAUCCAAGAGGCCGUCAGUCCUGUCGUUCCUACGAGGCAAUAGUCCGAAUCCAAAUGCACUGGGUAGUCCAAUGGAAACCGAUAAAGUCGUUCCGUCAAUCGAGACGACAGGUGCUCCUCCAGCUCCGAAUCCUGAGACUGACGAGGAAAAGAAGGCCGCCAAACAACAGCAACAUAAUUACAUUGAAGUGCAAUUCGCUGACUCGACGACUAAUUUCUAUUGCAGGAUUUACUUUGCAGCACAGUUUGCUGCUCUGAGGAAUAACGUGUUAACGUACGGUGAAGAAGGAUACACCAGGAGUCUGAGUAGGAGUGUACUGUGGGCUGCGAGAGGUGGGAAGAGCGGAAGUUCUUUCUGCAAAACAAAAGACGAUAGAUUUGUUCUGAAAGAAAUGACUAGGAUGGACAUGCAGAUAUUCUUGGACUUUGCUCCUAAUUACUUUGCGUACAUGGAAAAGUGUCAGCAAACCAAGCAGCCCACACUCUUGGGAAAAAUUGUUGGCAUCUAUCGGGUGUCGUUUAAAAAUAAUACGACUAACGCUGCGCUGAGAACAAGCGUACUUGUGAUGGAAAAUUUGUUCUAUAACAGAAGCAUCACCGACAAAUUCGACCUAAAAGGCUCGGUCAGGAAUAGACUAGUCAACCCGGAAGAUGUCGAUCACGAAGGGGAAUUAGUUUUGUUAGAUGAGAAUUUAUUAAAUAUGAGCUGCGACUCCCCAUUGUAUAUUAGACCACAUGCCAAAGCUGUUUUGAACAAGGCUAUCGAGGAAGACACUAAAUUCUUGGCAGACAACUGUGUAAUGGACUAUUCACUGCUUGUGGGCCUUGAGCCGACUUCGGACGAACUUGUAUUAGGCAUAAUUGAUUAUUUGCGGACAUUUACUUGGGAUAAGAAGAUAGAGACGAUGGUGAAGAAAUCUGGAAUCCUUGGCGGUCAAGGCAAAUUGCCGACGAUUGUCUCACCGGGGGAGUACCGCGCACGCUUUAUCGCCGCGAUGCACAAAUAUUUCUUACCGGUGCCAGACAGAUGGACUGGUCUUAAUCGUGGUGUCACGUCCACAUAAAUUUUCGGACGAACAACUUGCGCCACUGAGAAUCAGAAGCAGUACUUCAGGUAUAAUAUUCAUACUGAAAAGUUUUUUUCAACGAACAGUUAGAGUUGAGUUUCGGUUGUGAAGUUAUGGUCAAUACUGAUGCUGAUUCUCAGACAUACUUCUUCCAAAACUUACUGAUUUCACGCCUCAGAUCUGUGGUUUUAACAGAUUAUUUCAUUGUUGUUUUGCUUGUUAUUUUAUUAACUUCUAUUAUUUAUUUAUUAAUACUUUGUGCAAUACUCUUGUCUUGAUUACAUCUCAACUUAAAAUAACUUAUGUAAUUGUAAUGAACUUUUAUAUACGAAUAUUUACUUGUUGCAAUAAUUACGCAAAAGGUCUUUUUAUUAAUACAAAAAUUUACCAUAUUUAAUACCGCGUGUAUUAAAGAUUUUAACAAACUAGUAAACUAUCGUAGGAAUAUUUAUUUAGUUAUAAACAUUUUUGUGUCAAUAUUGUCUGUUGUACGAUGCAUUAGAAAUUAUCAAAAUCACAGAUCUGUUGCCAAACGUAUUAUGCAAUAGACUUUCGAGAAGAAGAUGCUUGUGUUAAAUCGAAUGUGAUAAUGUUUGUAAUGAUUUUUAAUCGAAAAUUUUGUUUCGUUUACAUAUAGUCGAUUGCUGCUUAUGUAUUAUUAAACAUGUUAAAUAUGCAAGGGCAAAUGUAAAUAUAUAUUUGUACAAUAAAAAUUUAUACUUCCCAUUCGACAUAAUUAUUUUUUAAAAAAUGCAUGGAUUAGCAAUAGCUUAUGUAUAGUUGCAAGGACAGGAUAAGGGACGAGCAAACGAAUCAUCUAUUAAAGCACCAUUAUUAAUGAUUUAUUCAGAUAAUUUUUUCUCUCUUAAUUAUGUACAAUGAACAUUAUUCUAUAAUUAAUAAUCAAAGAAACAAUAAUAAUUAUAACAUAAUAAUAGCCUAGACGUCAUAGACGUGAAGGGGGCAUAUUCGCUCAAGAAACGUUAAAGCAUGUACCUCGAGGGGGAAAAACACUUGAUUCUCAUCAUCUCAUCGCUAUAAUCCUUACAUUUUUUUCAUUAUUAUCAUAAUCGUCGCCGCGAGAUAAUAUUUACAUGAAACAGCUUCGAUCCUAUUGCGGUGAUGUUCCGCACUCUUUU